AUGCGCCUCACCCUCCAGGCCGGGCCGCAGCUCACCUUCCACAUCGACAUUGACCCCGGCCAGACGGUGAGGGCCCUCAAGGAGAAAAUUGAAGCCGAGCAGGGCAGAGAGGCCUUUCCGGUAGCGGGGCAGCAGCUCCUGUAUGCGGGCCGUGUCCUGCAGGAUGACGCUGUGCUCAGAGACUGUCAGAUCCCCGAGCACCACGCUGUGACGGUCCUGGUGGCCAGACCCAAGGCGGCGACCACAGCCACAGCCACAGCCACAGCUCGGCAGUCCCAGCCUGCCACCACGGCCGGGCCCUCUGCCCCCGCAGCAUCGGCUGGUGCUGGGGCCCCAUCGCGCAGCCCUGCCUCGCUCUCCGCGCCCGCCAUGUCCGCGCCUGCCACGUCCACGCCUGCCACUACCAAGGGUGCACCUGCUGGCGCACCUGCGUCACAUCCAGCUGCAGGGCAGUCGGCAGGCCCGCCAGGGGCUCCAAGCCCUACACCAGAUGAUGCCAUCGCGGGACCCUCCUCUGGGGCCCAGCUGUCUGAGCAGGCAGCAAGGGCGCUGCUGACACGUCCGUCUUCCGAGCCAAUGGUCGCCGAGAUCGUGUCCAUGGGCUACGAACGGGAGCACGUCCUUGCAGCCCUGAGAGCCAGUUCCAACAACCCUCACAGAGCCGUGGAGUAUCUUUUAAUGGGACUCCCCGGAGACAGGGCAAGUGCGGCCGAGGUCGAGCCCCCUCGAGCCGGUAGCAGCCGAGCUGGUCGUGAAGAAGCUGGCAGUGAAGGAGGAGGAGUGGACAGCGCGGCAACCGAAGAAGCAUCAACAGCAGAUGGCAGCUAUGUUGAAGUAACACCCCAGGAAUUGGCAGCUAUAGAGAGGUUAAAGGCUUUGGGCUUUCCUGAAGGGCUUGUGGUUGAAGCAUAUUUUGCUUGUGAGAAGAAUGAGGAGUGGGCUGCCAAUUUUCUCCUGGAGCAGGACUUGGAGGAGGACUGA
This is a messenger RNA of Lepus europaeus (European hare), 981 nucleotides long. RefSeq names its product UV excision repair protein RAD23 homolog B-like. Bases 1 to 981 code for a protein of 326 amino acids. The record is from RefSeq and is a predicted model, not a curated record. Lineage: Eukaryota; Metazoa; Chordata; Mammalia; Lagomorpha; Leporidae. Gene Ontology annotation, biological process: proteasome-mediated ubiquitin-dependent protein catabolic process; nucleotide-excision repair. The transcript has a single exon. Gene Ontology annotation, molecular function: proteasome binding; ubiquitin binding; polyubiquitin modification-dependent protein binding. Gene Ontology annotation, cellular component: cytosol; nucleoplasm.